AUGCUGCCCGCAGAGGACCUGAGCAAAGACUUUGUUGACGACGAUCUCCUCUCGUGCUUUCUGUGGGCGGCGGGAGAGAACGCCGUCGCGCAGCCCGGAUGGGAGAGCCCCAGCGUGAAUCCUCUCAAGGGCAUCCCCCUGCCGCCCGCGAUGCCGCCGCUGCCGCCUCCGGACGUCGGGCCGUCAGCAACAACCGGAGGGUCCCGGGCAGCCCGAGCAGCGGCUGAUGACGAGGACGACGGUGAGGAGGAGGAUUUGCGCGGCGGGAAUCCCAACCUGUCGAAGGAGCAGAAGCUGACGCAGCGCAUGCAGCGCAAGGCCGAGUCAGCACGCGUCGCGCGGCUGCGGAAGAAGGAGUACGUCGGCGAGCUCUCCGGCCAAAAGGACUCGAUCCAGUCCGACCGCGAGCUCAAGGGCAAAAUCUCGAGCCUGAUCCAGGAGCUGCGGAGACACGUGGGGCAGCACAUCUCGUCGUCGCAGAGCAUCACCGACGGGCUCCGCCGGAUCCUCACGCCACACCAAGCCAAGUUUCUGGUGUGGGUAGAGCGGAACCAGCGCUCGAUGGACAUGCUCAACACGAUGUUCUCGGAGGACGUCGAGUGACCACGUGCAUCCCUUUGCCACGCUGCGCGUGCACACUAUGCCGCCGCUGGUCGCCAAGGGCACGGGACGCCCGCAGGGCUGAUGGUGCGCUUUAGGACUCGUGCCCCUCGCGCUCUUCUCUCGGACGGGAUGAACGACCCUCCAGCUUCGCCGGAUGAUCGCGUGCAUGUAAUGUAUGCAGUAUGGACAGCAGCUCAGCAGCUAGUGUGGUACUUACGGGCUCUGUCUCCGUCUGGUCGUGGGUAAUGUGGCUCUUUGCGCACGCCGCACAAGGAGCGUCGAUUUCACAUUACCCACGACCAUUCGCGUCCCGUGCUCCUCUCGCGCGGUACAUUGUCCGGCCCUCUGUCGCUCUGGCACACCGAUACAAUUUUCAAAUGACAGUAGUCA
Emiliania huxleyi CCMP1516 is the source of this 993-nucleotide messenger RNA. RefSeq lists its product as hypothetical. The coding region runs from base 1 to 603 and encodes 200 amino acids. The record is from RefSeq and is a predicted model, not a curated record. NCBI's taxonomy places the organism in Eukaryota, Haptophyta, Isochrysidales, Noelaerhabdaceae. The transcript has 4 exons.